This is a messenger RNA of Zonotrichia leucophrys gambelii, 3515 nucleotides long. RefSeq names its product UBX domain protein 2A (gene UBXN2A). Bases 615 to 1496 code for a protein of 293 amino acids. Gene Ontology annotation, molecular function: ubiquitin binding. Lineage: Eukaryota; Metazoa; Chordata; Aves; Passeriformes; Passerellidae. Gene Ontology annotation, cellular component: nucleus; cytosol. The record is from RefSeq and is a predicted model, not a curated record. The transcript is spliced from 9 exons. Gene Ontology annotation, biological process: proteasome-mediated ubiquitin-dependent protein catabolic process; autophagosome assembly; membrane fusion.
GCACCCGGGUGGGAGCUCGGCCGCCCGUCCUGGGGGGCUGGAGCCGUCUCCUCUGCUCGCCCAGGGAGGCUCUUGCCAGGAACUGGCCGGACAGCUUGGGCGAACAGAUCUCCCGAGGAUGAGAUCUCCAUAAUUCCCUGUGGAAAAGUCUUUUCACAGUCUGAUGCCCUGCGUGUGCUGGUUCUUCUGUGACCUUGACAGGUCUGGCGGUGACAGCUAAAACCCUGCUUUACUUUGUCAACACUGAGAUUCACUCCUACAUUAUAAAACAAGUCUGGGGGUUGUCACUAUCUUCCACGCCACUGCAUCUGAUCUCGUCUGACAAAGGGGCAUGAGAUGGUUGUAUUCAUCUCAUGAAUACCCUGUUAGAGGUUUUUCAGCAGACACAGUCUGGGCUGUUUGCUUCUAUUCAGCACACGUUGGGCUCCUAAGGGAGGACAGCACUACUUAGAAGAGCUUUUAAGAAACCAAAUUCACUAGGACACGGAUUCCUAUUGCAGUAGGUCAGCACGUCUCCAGCUGUACUCUGAUUUCCAGUAAUAGACCUAAUCUUCUAAAUCAAUAAGUGAUUGCAGCCAGAACACCUGCACCAUUACACCAGGGGAAGCACCAGAAUGAAAGACAUGGACAAUAUCAAAACUGUAAAGAAAGAAUGGGUGUGUAAAUCAGGAACCGAUGAUCAGAUUUUGAACGGUACAGAACAAAACUGUGACUACUUUGUAGAUAACCUUUUUGAAGAAGCUCAGAAGGUUGGUGCCAUGUGUGUGCCCCCAACUACAGUCAAGAACCAGGUUGAUGUAAUCAUUAAACUUUGGAAAAACGGGUUUACGGUAAAUGACGGCGAACUUCGGAGCUACGCUGAUGUUGCAAACCAGCAGUUCUUGGAGUCCAUUAAAAAGGGGGAACUGCCUUUUGAGCUGCAAAAAGUGUUUGAUAAGGAGGAGGUGGAAGUGAAAGUGGAAGAUAAAAAGGAUAAGGUGUAUUUGUCAUCGAAAAAGCCAGUGUUUCAUCCCUUUUCUGGACAUGGUUACAGAUUAGGAAGUGCUACUCCAAAGAUAAUCUCUAAAGUGAGAGACGAUCAUCCAGGACCUGAUGACAAAAGACACCUGCCUUUAGUACCCUUGAAUGAUUUGGAGCCUAUCACCAAUGUCCAGAUCUGGUUAGCUGAUGGGGAAAGGAUAAUUCAGAAAUUCAAUGUUUCUCACAGAAUCAGCCAUGUCAGAGACUUCAUAACAAAGUAUCAAGGGUCUGAGGGAAGUGUUCCCUUCACACUGACCACUUCCCUGCCUUUUCGAGAGCUGCAGGACGAGACACUCACGCUUGAAGAAGCAAAGUUGCAAAACGCCGUUGUUGUUCAGAGACUUCGGAAAACAACUGAACCUUUCAGACUCUUGGUGAUAAAAGCACCUGACAACGACUACAAAAGUGCUGCUACACCUAAUGGACAACUCAAGAAUGAGCAAAAAAAUGCUAUCAAUAGUACACGAUCAAAUUAGCUUUAUAACUGACCAAAAAUUAUCUGCAGGGUGAACUAGGCAAAACCAAAAAUGUAACCAGCAAUAUGUGGAUGCCCUCACAUCCUCAUGCACUGUGCUCUUAGAGAGCAGAAUGGGUGCUGUGCUGUCGUCUGCUAUAAUAGAGGUAUUUUCAGCUACAUUGGGUAGUCAGAGCCUGGCUGUCUAAUGUAGCAGAGCUAACUGUACAGCAGAUCAUCCUUAGAAUUUCCUUAGGUAAAAGCUUCUUAGUAUUUAAUAAGUGGGUCUAGGUGGAACAGUUCUCUGAGACUUAACUACUGAUAGCACCUUUUAAGGAAAAAUAGUAUUUAUUUUUGCACUUUGGACUAAAGUGAAACAUUUCACUUACAUCGUAGUGUAAACUGCUGCAGUUUGCAUUCUUCUCACAGUAACUCUUUGACAACCAGUACUGCAAGCAAGCUCACAUUUGAACUCUACCUUGAAAAUCUUCAGGAUAUAACUUUUGUCACAAGAUCUGCAGUGUAAUAAUGUUCUGUCAAGUUUCCGCAUGGUGGUAGGUGCGUGUGUGAGAAGAUACAAACGAGAUAGUUUGGUGCAUACUGCAUAUGAAGUGCCUCAAAGUAAGCUCUGAAGGAAUUGUUCUUAUCAAUGGUUGAAGUGGUUUCUGCUUCUUUUGCGCCGCUAUGGGUGUCUUGCAGAUCAGGUGAUGUUAAACUACCUAGCUCAUCAGCAUGGGGACCCACUUGUAGCUUUGUCACACAGAAACUUCAGCUGUUUUGGCUAUCACCAAGUAGGAGUAGUAGUUGAGAGGGACACAGUUGUUUUUGUACUGUUUGUCUGCCUCUGUCCUGAACUGCCCAGCUGAUGGAGACACUAAUUGCAUGUGGCCAGGUUUCAAAGCUGUUGAAAAUCCUUACUUGAAAACUGACAUUUUUCUCUCCACUUUGCCCCAUUUCCAUCCAAAUCUUUUAUUUCGCUGUUCAUGUACUUGAGGAAUAAAGUUUGUAGCCAACUAUUCCAUGUUUUGCUAAAAGAGAAAACAACGGAAAGACUUAAUAUUUUGUACCGUGUUUACUAAGCCUGUGGGUUUGUGAAUGGAACUAAAAUCUCCAGGUAAGACAUAUCCCAGGAUCUUCAGCAAGUCCUGGCUCCUCUGUGCUACCUCUGCCAAAGAAUGGUUGUUGGGGCUGUACUUCUUCUGUGUGGUUAAGUGAAAGUUGGGUUUGGGUUUUCCUGGUUUUGUUCUAAAUAGAAAAGUACUUAUUUGGGGCAACUUUUAUUCUAAAAAGUAGUGAGACUUCAGAGUAGAGAUGUACUCUCCUUCCUUCCCAGGGAUAUAUAUAAAACUGGUUUGCUUCAGCAUCUCUCAUGGUGUGUUUGAAAUGAAAGUCAACUGGGCAAAUAUCUAUUUAGUGUCCUCAGAAAAGAACUCUCUGGAAGCUAUGCCUUUAAAAAAUUGAAAAGACAAACCGUGUACAGACACAGCUCCAAUCCUCAGUAACCAGAGCUUCCUGAACAGGGAAUUUUAAUCAGUGCUUUUAAAUUUAUCUUAGUAUAAAACAUAGUAUUAGAAAAGCACAUGUGGUUGAUUGUGAGUUUGGCUGUUCUAUCUAAAAGGCUCAUGAAAUGUCAAAAGUAACAGUGUACUACUAUUCAUGCAUUUGCAGCACAAAAAUUGGAAGAAAUAAAUAGUGUAAGUUUGAAAUUGAAGGGGGGAGUGUAAAAUUCUGAAGUGGGUAAAUUUUGCUUGCUGUCCAUUGGAAGGAGCAGUAAGUUUUGUAUUUCAACGUUGAUUCAUGUCUGCUACCAGCAUUUUAAGAGAUUGGACAGUGAGGUGCUUGACUAAAACCAGCUGUCUGACUGCAGCUUUGGUGUACUUGAGAGUGCAUUUGCAGUUUGAAAGUGUUAUGAUCUUAAUUACAAAAUGAGAGAAAAUCUUUGGGAAGUCUGAAGUGAUGCCGGCUGCAUUAAUCCCAUGCUAGAUUAGAAACUGUCUUUAUUUAAAGGGAACAAACUGUAAUUAAAUAUCUUAUUUCCUAA